This is a messenger RNA of Daucus carota subsp. sativus, 1710 nucleotides long. RefSeq names its product elongation factor 1-gamma. Bases 154 to 1425 code for a protein of 423 amino acids. Gene Ontology annotation, molecular function: translation elongation factor activity; glutathione transferase activity. The transcript has 8 exons. Lineage: Eukaryota; Viridiplantae; Streptophyta; Magnoliopsida; Apiales; Apiaceae. Gene Ontology annotation, biological process: translational elongation. The record is from RefSeq and is a predicted model, not a curated record.
CGAAUCGGUCACUGAUCCGAUCCAACUCGCUUGAGACCUCUAUAACUAUAAAUAUCUCCACAUCACCUUUCGGCUCUUCUACUUUACUGUUAAGUGCAAAACCCUAGAUCUUGUUGCAGGAUCGAAGUAUCGAACGAUUUGCUUCGCGAGAUCAUGGCGCUGGUUUUGCAUGCUGGGAAAACAAACAAAAAUGCUUUUAAGACACUUAUCACUGCGGAGUACACUGGCGUCAAAGUAGAACUGGUUGAAAAUUUUGAGAUGGGUGUAUCAAAUAAAAGCCCAGAGUUUCUUAAGAUGAACCCCAUUGGAAAGGUGCCUGUACUGGAAACUCCUGAUGGAGCUAUUUUUGAGAGCAACGCCAUUGCACGAUAUGUUGCCUCAUUGAAGCCUGAUAGUUCUCUGUUUGGUUCUUCGCAAAUAGAACAUGGCUGUGUUGAGCAGUGGAUUGACUUUGCCUCACUGGAAAUUGAUGCCAACUUGCUAGUGUGGCUGAGGCCAAGAAUGGGGUUUGCUGCACACCUUCGUCCUGUGGAGGAAGCUGCAAUUACUGCAUUGAAAAGAGCUCUUGGAGCUUUGAACACUCAUCUUGCUUCAAACACUUUCCUUGUUGGACAUGCUGUGACAUUAGCUGACAUUAUCAUGACAUGUACUUUGUACUUGGGCUUUACCAGGCUUAUGACAAAGAACCUCACAGCCGAGUUUCCUCAUGUUGAGAGGUACUUCUGGACUAUGGUUAAUCAACCCAAAGUUGCUGAAAUUCUGGGAGCGGUGAAACAGACAGAAAGUGUUCCACCUGUCCAGGCAGCCAAAAAGCCAUCUCAGCCAAAAGAGACUGCCAAAUCGAAGCCCAAUGAAGAACCUAAAAAGGAAGUCAAAAAGGAAUUGCCCAAGGCUGAAGCUCAAGCUAGCGAGGAAGUUGAAGAUGCACCCAAACCCAAAGCGAAAAAUCCACUUGAUUUGCUGCCUCCAAGUAAGAUGGUUUUGGAUGAGUGGAAGAGAUUGUACUCAAAUACCAAGAGUAAUUUUCGUGAGGUUGCAAUUAAAGGUUUUUGGGACAUGUAUGACCCAGAAGGCUACUCUCUAUGGUUCUGCGACUACAAGUAUAAUGACGAGAAUACUGUAUCAUUUGUCACAAUGAACAAGGUUGGUGGAUUUCUUCAGCGAAUGGAUCUGGCUCGCAAGUAUGCUUUUGGAAAGAUGUUAGUGAUUGGCUCUGAAGCUCCCUACAAGGUGAAGGGGUUGUGGCUUUUCCGUGGCCAAGAGAUUCCUCAGUUCAUAAUGGACGAGUGCUAUGACAUGGAACUAUAUGAGUGGACCAAGGUGGAUAUUUCUGAUGAAGCGCAAAAGGAGAGGGUCAGUCAGAUGAUUGAAGAUCAAGAGCCUUUUGAGGGAGAGGCCCUAUUGGAUGCUAAGUGCUUUAAAUGAGGAGCUAAUCAGUGUUCAUUACGAGACUUGAACAAUAUGCUCUCUACCAGAGUUUAUAUAUCACAUAUUAAGCUUUAGAUAAAGUAUGAACUAUAGAUUUUUGUUGAGAUGGUAGUGUGAUCCCAUGUCUUUGUUAUCUAAAGGUGGUUUAUUAUGCCUUACAGUGAAACUGGUAGCCCUGUUUGACAGUUUCUGAUGUGCUUUAAAAUUAAUUUUCUGCCUAAACAUUGUGUUUAUAUGGGUUCUUACUGUUAGUUAUUGUGAAAAUUGGAUUUUUGGUUUUAA